GGCUACUUUUGGGGCGAGUAAGAACAACCUCCACUGUGUGUGUGAGAGACAGAGGGAGGGUAAGUUACCAGACUAGAUUGAUCGUGUUCUUGAUCCCAAGAUGCUCGAUCUUUGCUUGUCUUUUCGACGGUUUCUUCUCCAGAUGUACAGAUUUCCUAACUCAGUGUUAGUUGGAGUUAGAGAGCCAUAAGCGUGGGGCCAGAGUAACAGAACUCUUGGCUGUGAGCAAUACAUGGCAUCUGCGAGUUUAAGGCAUGCUGGUGUGGGAAGUUCCAGGGUGGUGAACAGUUUUAAGGGGUCAUCAAGCUCAGUUGAAUGGCUUGGAAGAGAGAUGCUGGAAAUGAAGUUAAAGGAUGCCAGGCUGGAUGCAGAUGAUGAAGAAGAUACUGAGUCAGAAAUUAUUGAUGGAAUUAGUGCUGAAGCUGGACAAAUAAUUGCUGCUACUGUUCGUGGCCGUAAUGGUCAACCAAAGCAGGCAGUUAGUUAUAUAGCAGAACAUGUGGUUGGCACAGGUUCUUUUGGGGUCGUAUUUCAGGCCAAGUGCAGGGAAACUGGGGAGAUAAUGGCUAUCAAGAAGGUUCUUCAAGAUAAACGCUACAAGAACCGGGAAUUACAAAUUAUGCACAUGCUGGACCAUCCAAAUAUUGUUGCUCUUAAGCACUACUUCUUUUCAACUACAAAUAAGGAAGAGGUGUACCUAAACCUUGUAUUGGAGUUUGUACCUGAGACCGUUAAUCGUAUUGCAAGGCAGUACAACAGGAUGAACCAACGCAUGCCUCUCAUAUAUGUGAAACUCUUCACUUACCAGAUAUGUAGAGCACUUGCUUACAUGCAUAAUGCUGUUGGCAUAUGUCAUCGAGAUAUCAAACCACAAAAUUUACUUGUGAAUCCACAUACAUAUCAACUCAAGUUGUGUGAUUUUGGUAGUGCAAAAGUAUUGGUCAAAGGGGAACCUAAUAUCUCUUACAUAUGCUCAAGAUAUUAUCGAGCACCUGAGCUUAUAUUUGGUGCGACUGAGUAUACAACUGCGAUCGACAUGUGGUCCACUGGUUGUGUGAUGGCUGAGUUGUUUCUUGGGCAGCCCCUAUUUCCUGGAGAAAGUGGUGUUGACCAGCUGGUGGAGAUUAUCAAGGUUCUUGGAACACCUACAAGAGAAGAGAUAAAGUGCAUGAAUCCAAACUAUACUGAGUUUAAGUUUCCACAAAUAAAGGCUCAUCCAUGGCACAAGGUUUUCCAAAAGCGGUUGCCGCCAGAAGCAGUUGACCUUGUUUCUAGAUUUCUUCAGUACUCACCAAAUCUGCGGUGCACUGCUCUAGAAGCCUGCUUGCACCCUUUCUUUGAUGAGCUGAGAGACCCAAAUACUCGUCUCCCCAAUGGUCGACCACUUCCUCCUCUCUUCAACUUCAAAUCUCAUGAGAUAAGGGGAAUUCCGCCGGAUGUUCUUGAGCGUCUAAUUCCGGAGCAUGCAAGGAAGCAGAGCUUGUUCAUGGCCUUGCACGGUUAGCAGGCUUUGGAGCGUAGCGAACAUGCUCCAAAUGCCUGCUUGUAGAAACUUGGAAGCGGAGCUUCUUUGAUGUACCUUUUCUUUUCUUCACCUUUUCUUAUUUAUCUAGCUUGGAAGGUUUGAAGCCUGUGUGGAGAUGAAAAUGCUUGUAGAAACUUAAAAAAGUCUUUUUACAUAAGAGCAUAUGUGUAUCUUUGUAAAUUUAUUGGGCCUGUGUGGUGGUUAUUUCCGAGAUUCCAUGUGUGAAAUUGUUGCUAUCUAAACAUGAGUUUUGCCUCUCUGGCUCCUCUUGAUCUGAA
This is a messenger RNA of Musa acuminata AAA Group (dessert banana), 1803 nucleotides long. Its product is annotated as shaggy-related protein kinase kappa-like. The record is from RefSeq and is a predicted model, not a curated record. Gene Ontology annotation, biological process: signal transduction; protein phosphorylation. NCBI's taxonomy places the organism in Eukaryota, Viridiplantae, Streptophyta, Magnoliopsida, Zingiberales, Musaceae. The coding region runs from base 233 to 1504 and encodes 423 amino acids. Gene Ontology annotation, molecular function: protein serine/threonine kinase activity; ATP binding. The transcript has 13 exons. Gene Ontology annotation, cellular component: cytoplasm.